UCUGGGACGAGGGAGGUGAGCGCUGUAGGGCCUCAUUGCCGUGUUCGCUCAAGCUUGCUAUUGCGCAGGGUAACAGGUUGGGGGGUUUGCAGUAGUUCUUUUUAAGUAGUCCUUCGCUUGGUUCCAAAAUGAGUUCGUAUGGAUCCCAAAAGGGUCUUAAUAGCUUGCCUAGGAGAAGCACUUCCAGGUCCGACGUCACCGGUGGGAAUUACCCUUAUGCCAGGAGCGUUGAGAUCCAAGGGGGUAAUGGAUACGGUGGAGAGUACGCGGGGGGUUACAACACCAUUUCGUAUCACAAAACUUCUGGCGGAGGAGGAUAUGGAGGCUCGUACCAGGUCAGCCCUGUACACCAGAGAGCCUCUCUGCUACAACAGCAAUGCCAGGACUACCUGAACAAAGCCGAGAUGAUCCUGCAGUCUGGCGCCGACGCCGGCCGAGUGAUGAUGGAGACGGAGAAGUACAUGGCCAUGUCCACGGACGUGAUCCACCAACUGAAGGGCUGCGCCAUGGAGCUGAGGCAGAUCGGCCAGCCCAACGAGAGCAUCGUCAGGAGUGUGGAGGUGUUCCAGGACCAGCUGCGGGCCAUCCACUAUGCCAUGAAUGGGACUACCGUGCGCAAGAAGAGCAGCCUGGGCUGGGAGGACCCUGGGCCCAGCUUCCACGACGCCAUGGGCUGGAUCGGACAGCAGAAGCGUCUUAUAGAGACAUCAUCAUGGGGCGACACCAGCGAUGUGAUUGAUCAGCAGCUUGUCAGCCAUAGCAAGUUCCACAGCACCAUCCAGCGCAGUCCAGAGGUGGACAAGGCCCGAGACGAGCUGAUACAGAAGGGCGACAAAGCAGCUCUGAAUGCACUGGAGCAGGAAUGGGACAGCUUACAGAAAUUGUCAUUCACCCGAACAAGCCAGCUAAGAGACCUGCAGAAGAUCAUCGAGGAGAUCUCCCGCGAGAUCAUGUGGGUGAAUGAGCGGGAGGAGGAGGAGCUGAUGUUCAACUGGGGGGACAAGAACAUCGAUGACUACAUCCCCAAGAAGCAGGAGAGCUAUUCGAAACUCAUGAGUGACCUGGAAGAAAAAGAAAAACAACUGAAUAAGCUGAAACACAAGGUGGACGGACUGCUGAAGAACAAUCACCCAGCGUCCGACAAGAUCGAGGCUUACAUGGACACCCUGCAGACACAGUGGAGCUGGCUGCUCCAGAUCACCAAGUGCAUUCAGGUGCACUUGAAGGAGAAUGCAGCCUACAGCCAGUUCUUCAAGGAAGCACAUGAGACGCACAGCAAGUUGCUGAAAGAGCAUGAAAACGUCCGGAAGAAGUUCACCUGUGAUAAGACCACACCCUUGGAGACUCUUCAAGAAAUGGUGAAGAAUCUGGAGAAGGAGAAGGAGCGGAUCAUAGAGAACAAGCGGCAGGUGCAGCACCUGGUCAACAAGUCCAAGAGCAUCGUGAGACUGAGGCCCCGCAACCCCGAGGAGAAGAACACUGGUGCUACCCUGGUGAAGGCACUGUGUGACUACAUGCAGGACCAGAAAGGCAUCUACAAAGAUAAUGAGGGCAUUCUGAAGGACAACUCCGAGCGCAGCAAGUGGCAGGUUAUGGGCCCCGGGGGUCUGGAGAUGACCAUUCCCUCCGUGUGUCUCCUCAUCCCUCCUCCCAACCCUCUCAGCAUCAGCCUGGCUAACAAGAACGAGCAGUAUUACGAUGCAAUCCUGGGAAUCUGGAACCAACUCUACAUCAACAUCAAGAGCCUGAUCUCCUGGCAACUCUGCCUCAAGGAUAUCGAGUACAUCAACUCUCUCACCAUCACCAUGAUUUCCAAAAUGCGGCCAGAGGAAUAUCGCAAAAUCAUCAAGAACAUGGAGACCCACUUUCAGGAGUUCCAGCGCCAUUCCAAGGGCUCUGAUUUGUUCGUCGAGGACGACAAGCAACUCAUCGAGACGCAGUUCACGGGGGCCCAGACCCAUUACGAUGACCUGGUCGUGCACCUGCCCGCUUUCAAGCCACCCGGCGUAAAAGAAGACGAGGUGAAGGAGAAGGAGGCGCCGGUGGUGAAGGAGGUGCCAAGGCCGGACUUGAAGCUGACGCUGCUGACGGAGCUCCAGCUGCUGCGGCAGAGGCUGGAGGCGGCGGAGGAUAACGUCUCCCAGCACCCUCAGAUGCCCAUGGGCGAGGACGGGCUGCUGGCGUGCUCCCAGCGCCUCCUCCGGCUGGAUAGCAUCGAGCAGGACGUGGACUCAAUCCGGGACGACUACCUGAAGCUGAAGGAGAAGAUCCUGAAGAAGCUGGAAGGGAUUCCGGACCCAGAUAAGGUCAAGUACCUCAGGAUGGAGCUCAACCUCAUCAACCAGAAGCUGGGCAGCCUGGAGGGCUUCUCCUCCUCCCACACCGAGAGGAUGAAGAAGCAGAUGACCCUGCUACAGGCUUUGAUGCAGGGCGAGGAUGUCAUCAAGGUGUACGAGGCCCGCUUGACGGAGAAGGAGACCACCUCUCUGGACCCAGAUGAGGUGGAGGAGUACAUGACCACCCUCAAGCUCAUGAAGUCAGAGCUGGAGCAGAAGUCGCGCAUCAUGGGGAAGAUGGAAACAGAGUUGAGCAGCUGUGUAGGAUUCAACAGCCUGGAGGGCCAUUCCUGUCCCAAGUGUGAGCUGGAACUGUCCAAGUAUACUGAGCUUGUGGGCCAGAUGUCGGACCGCUGGCUCCGCAUCCACGGGCAGAUCGACAGCAGGCUCGUGGACAUGGAGAAUUACCUACUGGAGCUCAAGCAGUACCGCGACUCCAGCUCCUCCCUCAACGGCUGGAUCGACACCACCCGCCAGCGCCAGGACGCCCUGCAGGGGGCGAAGUUUGAGGACGAGGCAGUCCUCACCGAGCACAUCACCCAGCAGAAGGCCCUGAACUCUGAAAUUAAAGUGAAGAGGGGAGAUGUAGAAGACGUUUUUAAGGACGGAAGCACAUGUGCUUCCACCAUCAAGGACUGUGAGUUGCAGCUAGCCUCCUAUAGCUCCGGCCUGGAGACCCUACUCAACAUCCCCAUCAAGAGGACUAUGCUGCAGUCCCCGGCCACCAUUAUCACAGAGGAGGCCAGCGAUCUGCAGGCACGCUAUGUCGGGCUCCUCACCAGCUCCAACGACUACGGAAAGUUCCUGGCUGAAAUGCUGAAAUACAUGCAGGAGCUGAAGAUCAGGAACACCAGAAUUGAACUUCUGGAAGAACAGCUGCGGAUCCUGCAAGAGGAGAUGGAAGAGCAGAACCAGAAGAACAAGUCUCUUGAAGCGCUUCUGGCCAAAUUCCAGAAGGAGCUCACAGAGUCCAAAGACCAGCUGCUCUCCAUGGAAGAGGUGAAGAGGACCCACGAUUUAGAGUGCCAUGCUGCCAGGGACAACCUGAGCGCCACCAGCAACCAGAUCGCUGAGCUGAACGACAAAUUGGCCCGGCUCAACCAACUGCUGGAGGAGGAGCAGAGGAAGAAGAAGCUCCUAGAAGAGACGUACAAAUACCACCAGGAGGAGUACGAGGUCAUCAUCCGGAAGAGGCAGAAGGAGCUGGAAGAGGUCAACUGCGCUAAGAUUGAUGUGGAGAACACCGUCAGGGACAAGGACCGGGAGAUUGAGAGGCUGAGGAUGCAGCUGGAGAACGAGGCCUCCAGGCUGCGGGAGCUGGAGUCCGAGCUCUCCAAGGUAAGGAAGCAGUACAGCCAGGAGGUAACCGACCUUAAGACUACCUACGAGUCCGAAAUCCAUGUCACAAAGAUGCACAUCCAGAACGCCUCCAAGCAGAGCGAGGAUGACUCGUCGGCCUUGAGGACGCAGUACGAGGAGCUGGAAAAUGAGAAGCGGGACCUGCAGGAGGAGCUUAAGAGGCUGAGGCUCUCCAUGAAGGAGGUGGAGACACAAAGAAGGAGGGCGGAGGAGGAGGUGAGGCAGAAGAGGUCGGCAGGGACUGAAGAAACCAAGAUAAGGACGGAGAUGACUGUCCAGAUUGACACACUCAUCAAGGAGAGGGACGAGAUUGAACUCAAGCAUAAGGAGUCCCUGGCGGGUGCCAACAGGAUGAUUCAGGAGAAGAACAAGGAGCUCUCUACUCUCACUCAGAACCUGGAAGAGGAGUAUAAGAGGAAGAGGGCCCUUGAGGCUGAAAUCGCCAACCUCAAACUGGCCCUGAAAGACCUGCAGACGGAGUAUGAGUCCUCCAUCCAGGUCAUAAAUGAACUGAAGGUGUCGUCGUCGGAGGUGACCACGGUCAAAGUGGAGUUGCAGAAGCAGGCCAGUGAGAGGAGCAAGGCGGAGAAAUCCAUAGCAGGCCUUCAGAGCAACAUCAACGACUUGCAGAAGAUGUUGGCGGCGGCCAAGGCUGAGGCCGAGAGGUACAGGACAGCCAGUCUGGAGGAGGCUAGCAGGAGGCAGAGGGUGGAAUCGGAGCUGAACAAUGUGAGGCUGUCGAUCACGGAGUACACGACCACCAUCAGCUCGCUGAAGAAGCAGCAGGAGGAGGCGUCGACCACGGACAGGAAAAGUGAGCAGGACCGGAGGAGCCUCCAGGAGAACCUCGACAAGAGCCUGAGGGAGCACAAGGCCACCAGCGAGAAACUGGCACAACUGUCUGCCGAGCUGAAGGCCCUGCAGCAGCAGCUCGCCCAGGAGCAGGCGCGGGUCAGGGAGGCCAACCUCCGCAACGAGACCCUGUACAAGGCCAUGGAGGAGAAGAGCAAAGCGCUAAAUAGCAACACCACGGAGAUCGGGAAUCUGCAGAGUCUCACCCAGAAGCUGACCAAGGAGCGUCUGAUGCUAGAGGAGGAGCUGAGGGCCCUCAGGCAGGAGCUGGGCGACCUGAAAAAGUCCAAGGAGAGCAGCAGCCAGGAAACCAUUGCCCAGAUAUCCGCUCUCCAGCUUCAGCUCCAGAACAGUAGCAAAUCCAGCCUGGAGUAUCAGAAGAUGAUGGAGGAAGUGACCAAAGAAAGGGAGAAGUUAAGACUGGAAAUCGAAAAAAUCCAAAGGCAAAUGACGGAGGCAUCCAAGAAGAUGCAGGAAUCUCAAGGUCGCUAUGACCUGAUCCUGAAAGAGAGGGACAGCUUGCUGCUCAAGAUGAAACAAUUGGAGCAGGAUCAGGCCAAGAGGAAGAAGAAUGAUGAGGAGCUUAAUCGCAUCAAGGUCACCCUGGAGUCUGAGCUCCGGCUGAAGAAGAGUCUCCAAGAGGAGAACAACAAGAUCAGAAAGGAUUUCGAACACUGGAAAGCUCAGUACGAGCUGAAAGAGAAACUGGUCAAGCAGUACGAAUCAGAAAAGGGUACAUUGCACAAGGAGAAGACCUCCCUGACGAUGGAGAUUGAAAGGCUUCUGUCAGAGCUGAAGCUGGUGGAGGAAAGGUACAAGGUAAAGAUGAAGAGCACAGAGACGGAGAUGAAAGAUCUGGCCUCGCUGAGAGACAGCCUGCAGGCCGAGCUCAGAAAGCUGAAGCAGCGCCCGAAUGUGUACAACAAGCAAACGCAGACUGAAAUGGACACGGUGGACGGCUCAACACUCCUCUUUGAUGGAAUUCGCCGAAAGGUCACCGCCCAUCAGCUUCACGACUGUGGGAUCAUUGACAAGGCCACACUCGGCCAGCUGCUCAAGGGCAAGAAGACCGUAGAGGAGGUGGCCCUCGACAUCAAGCUCUAUCUGAAAGGCACGGGCACUAUCGCCGGCAUGGGUGGCCCUGAAGGCAAAAUGUCCUUCACUGAGGCGAAGAAUAAAGACGUCCUCACACCACAGUGUGCAUCCAGGCUCCUAGAGGCACAGGCUGCUACUGGUUUCAUAAUCGAUCCCAAAGAAAACAAAAAAAUGCCUGUGGAUGUUGCCGUCACCAAGCACCUAGUGGAUUUUCAGGACAGAGACCUGCUGUUGACAGCGGAAAACGCCUGCACUGGCUUUAAGGAUCCCUCCACUGGCAAGCUUCUGUCUGCAGGACAGGCCAUGAAGAAGGGCUGGAUUGACCUGGAAACAACCCUCCGUCUGCUCCAGGCUCAGGAGUCUGUUGGAGGCAUCAUUGACCCUGUCCUGAGCGUCUUCCUGACCAAGGAUGGCGCUCUGGACCGGGAUUUAAUCGACCAGGAACUAUACUCGGCUCUGAAUAAGAGGCCACGCUGCUACAUCGAACCUGUCACACAAGAAGACGCCAGCUACAUUGAUCUGAAGAAGAAGUGCCGAACAGACUCAGCCACCGGCCUUCUCCUCCUCUCGGCUCCACAGAAGCCGAUCAUGGUGAAGGGGCUCAGAAGAGAGGUCUCCGUCAAUGAGCUAGUCGACUCCCGCCUGCUCGAACCGUCCGACGUGGAUAACUUAAGAGCGGGUAAAAUAUCAAGCGAGGAUAUUCAGAUCAGGCUCAGGCAAUACCUUCGGGGUUCGGCCUGCAUCGCAGGGAUCUAUGACGAAGCCAGCGGCCGGACAUUGCCCAUCUACCAGGCUAUGAAAGAUGAACUACUCAGACCAGGGACAACGUUGGAGCUACUUGAAGCCCAGGCCGCGGCAGGAUUCAUGCUUGACCCCGUAAAUAACCUGUAUCUGACCGUGGAAGAGGCAGUGCAGAAAGGCCUGGUCGGCAAAGAGUACAAAGACAAGCUCCUGUCUGCUGAAAGAGCUGUGACGGGGUACACAGAUCCCGCAUCAGGCAAGCCCAUCUCCCUGUUUCAAGCCAUUGAUAUAGGCCUCAUUGAAAAGGGACAUGGUAUCAGGCUCCUGGAGGCUCAGAUUGCGAGUGGCGGCAUUAUCGACCCCAAAUUUAGCCAUCGCAUAGAUGUGGACGUGGCAUAUCAGCGUGGAUACUUUGACAAGGAGAUGAGCAGUAUACUGAUCAGUGAGGAUGACGACACAAAGGGCUUCUUUGACCCAAACACCCAGGAGAAUCUGACCUACCUGCAGCUGAAAAACAGGUGCAUCACUGACAAAAAAACAGGAUUGGUCUUGCUACCGCUCCUUGACAAGAAAAAGCGACAGUCCACCCAGAAGAACACCCUUCGCAAGCGUAGAGUGGUGAUUGUGGACCCAGACACAAAUAAAGAAAUGACGGUGAAGGAAGCUUACGAUAAGGACCUCAUUGACUAUGAAACCUACAUAGAGCUCUCAGAGCAGGAGUGUGAGUGGGAGGAGAUUACCAUCACAGACCCCGACGGCUCCAUCCGAUAUGUCGUCAUUGACAGGAAAACGGGCAUCCAGUACGAUAUCGACGAUUGUCUUGAACAGGGCCUAAUUGACCAGGCCACAUUUGAAAAAUACCGCUCGAAGGUGAUCAAUCUGACUCAGUUCAUGGACAUCCUCACCAAAAAGGCACGGUCGGUGACUUCUUCAACCAGCACAGAAACUUCAAUCAGCAGCUCCACACUGCGUUCAGCCCCACCUCAGCCUGCCGGCUCAGCACAGCCUGCCGGCUCAAGACAGCCUGCCGGCUCAACACAGCAAGCCAGCUCGACUAAGUGCACUACCACCACACAGAGCACCACCACCGUGCAGCGUACCAGCACCACACAGCGUACAAGCACCUCAAAGUAUAUCAGCACAGCACAGGUUGACUCCGCGGCCCUACCUGGCUCCACACAAAUAGAGCCACCGCUCUCACCGAACUCACUCAAGCACAUUGCCAGCAUCUCCAUUAUACUCGCUUCUCCGACAGAAGUGCUGGACGAGCAAGUCCCCAUCGGGGCUAUAUUUGAUGCGGAUAAUCUUGAGAAGAUAACCAUCAUGGAGGCACUGCAUCGCGGCAUACUGGAUACCAUUACCGCCCAGCGUCUGCUGGAAGCUCAGGCCUGCACUGGCGGCAUCAUUGACCACAACACCGGGAAAAGGUUUUCGGUGCAAGAAGCCGCUCGCCAGGGCAUCAUAGACGAUGACAUGGCCACCAAGCUGAAGCCGGCACAGAAGGCGUUCUUUGGGUUUGAAGACGUGAAAACCAAGAGAAAGAUGUCAGCGGUGGAGGCGAUAAAGGAAAGAUGGCUGCCCUAUGGGGCUGGGCAGAGGUUCCUUGAAUUCCAGUAUGUGACGGGCGGCCUAUUUGACCCCGAGAUACAAAAAAGGAGGACCCUUCAGGACGUCGUCCAGAAAGGGUGGCUCGACAGCCGAGGGGCUCAGAAGCUCCAAGACACUAGGCAUCACUCCAAGAACCUGACCUGCCCCAAGACCAAGCUGAAGAUCUCCUACAAAGAGGCCAUGGACAACUGCAUGGAAGAGGAGGACAGUGGGCUGAAGAUGCUCCACGCCACCUCCAUGUCCUCCAAGGGGAUCAGCAGCCCCUACAAUGUGUCCUCUGCCCCUGGCUCUCGCAGUGGCUCCAGACCUGGGUCUCGCCGAGGCAGCGUAGACCUGAGCUCCAAAUACAGCUUCAGUUACUCCUUCAGCUCCCGCUCUGCCUGUUAAACGGCAAGCCCCUGUCACGUGACACUGCAGGAUUAGCCCGCUACACUUGAUAAAGUUAAUCUUUUCUCAGUUUUUACUCCUGGUUAGGAAUCCAGGAGUGGGGAAUUGACAGGUGAGGCCUUGGUACAUACAUUUAAGCAGAUAAUGCAGCGGUUUGGGCAUUGAUCGAGAAGAUAUUGAAAGGGAAUAUUUAGGGACACUGGGGAUUUUUAAAUAACAAAAUUAUUUUCAAGUGCUUUUUACAAUUGAUGCAUGGAAUAUUAAAUGCUUUUUUACGUUGCUUUUGGCUUUGCUGUUACAUUUUAACUGAAUAUCUUCAGGUAGGAAGCUAAUUCAUGUUCUCAGUUUCUAUUGGUGUUUCUUUUGCUUUGAUAAAAAAAACAAAAAAACUGUAACAACUGUAUCUUAGUUUAUUGAUGUACCUUAGAAAUACAUGUUCAAAUGCUUUGGUUGAUUCAUUAGUUGCAAUAAAUUACAUACAGAUUCUUUAAAUUAA
Messenger RNA from Conger conger (European conger), 8874 nucleotides. Its product is annotated as desmoplakin-B-like. Gene Ontology annotation, biological process: skin development; intermediate filament cytoskeleton organization; cell-cell adhesion. The transcript has 24 exons. Gene Ontology annotation, cellular component: intermediate filament; plasma membrane; cytoplasm. Lineage: Eukaryota; Metazoa; Chordata; Actinopteri; Anguilliformes; Congridae. The record is from RefSeq and is a predicted model, not a curated record. Bases 129 to 8378 code for a protein of 2749 amino acids. Gene Ontology annotation, molecular function: structural molecule activity.